Cygnus atratus (black swan) is the source of this 1398-nucleotide messenger RNA. It is a transcript of the gene PARVB, whose product is annotated as parvin beta. The transcript has 13 exons. The record is from RefSeq and is a predicted model, not a curated record. The coding region runs from base 224 to 1321 and encodes 365 amino acids. Gene Ontology annotation, cellular component: focal adhesion; actin cytoskeleton; lamellipodium. NCBI's taxonomy places the organism in Eukaryota, Metazoa, Chordata, Aves, Anseriformes, Anatidae. Gene Ontology annotation, molecular function: actin binding. Gene Ontology annotation, biological process: substrate adhesion-dependent cell spreading; lamellipodium assembly; establishment or maintenance of cell polarity.
AGGGCGCUGUGGCCGGCGGCAGCGGCUCCCAGCCCGCCCCCUGCCCUCCGCGCCUCCGAGGCUUGCACGCCCCCUGCUCCCCACCGCGGCCGGCCGGGAGCUUUCCCCCUCCUCGCCGCUCGCAGGGCUUUGUUCGGCUCCGCGGGACACUCCAGACCCCCGCACAGGGCACGGCAGGGCUCGGGCCGGCUGCCCCGUUACCCCCCUCCCCAAGGCGAAACCCAUGUCCUCUGCUCCCAUCCGCUCGCCGACGCUGCGGCCCCACAGGAUGAAAAAAGAUGAGUCGUUCCUGGGCAAGCUCGGUGGCACCCUGGCGAGGAAGAAGAAAGCCAAGGAGGUGAAUGACCUGCAAGAAGAAGGUAAAAAUGCUAUAAAUGCUCCAAUGAACCCAAGCACUGUGGACAUGCAUCCAGAAGAUACUUUCUUAGAGGAGAAUGAGGAGCGCACUAUGAUUGAUCCUAACUCCAAAGAAGACCCCAAGUUCAAAGAACUGAUCAAGGUUCUAAUUGACUGGAUUAAUGAUGUGCUGGUGGAGGAGAGAAUCAUUGUCAAACAGCUUGAAGAGGACCUUUAUGAUGGGCAGGUGCUGCAGAAGCUGCUAGAAAAAUUGGCUGACCGUAAACUGAAUGUAGCAGAAGUGACGCAAUCUGAAAUUGGUCAGAAACAAAAGUUGCAGACUGUUCUGGAAGCUGUCCAUGAUUUACUUCGACCCCAUGGCUGGACAGUCAAGUGGAACGUUGACUCAAUACAUGGCAAGAAUCUGAUUUCCAUUCUUCACCUUCUGGUAGCUUUGGCAAUGCAUUUCCGGGCUCCCACUCGACUGCCUGAACAUGUGUCUGUACAAGUGGUGGUUGUACGGAAACGCGAAGGCCUUCUUCAGACAACUCAUGUUACAGAGGAGCUGACGACUACAACAGAGAUGAUGAUGGGAAGAUUUGAGCGUGAUGCCUUUGAUACACUCUUUGAUCAUGCACCAGACAAACUCAGCGUAGUCAAAAAGUCUCUGAUCACCUUUGUGAACAAACACUUGAAUAAACUGAAUUUGGAAGUAACUGAGUUAGAAACCCAGUUUGCAGAUGGCGUUUAUUUGGUUUUGCUCAUGGGUCUUCUUGAAGACUAUUUUGUUCCACUUCACAACUUCUACUUAACGCCUGAAAGUUUUGAUCAAAAGGUCCACAAUGUUUCCUUUGCUUUCGAGCUGAUGCAAGAUGGAGGACUCAAAAAACCAAAAGCUCGUCCUGAAGAUGUUGUCAAUUUGGAUCUGAAGUCUACCCUCAGAGUUCUAUACAAUCUGUUCACAAAAUACAAGAAUGUGGAAUGAUCCUGGAAUCUGCUGAGGUCUUCAUCAUACCAGCCUCCUUAGGCAAAAAAUACAAUAAAAAUACCCUCUGCACACUC